CACUCGUCUUACUCCGUCCAAGAGAAAGCCACGUGCGCCAUCUGGUGUGAGGUACAUCAAACCAGCAGAUGAAGUCACUGAGGAAGACCUAGAACUUGUGGCAACGCACGUUUCUGAGAAAAGAUACGACAGUGCUGAGGGGACCUCAUGUCAUCAAUGCAGGCAGAAGACCAGCGACAUGAAGACUUCGUGUAGAAGUAAAGAGUGUUUUGGGGUGCGGGGACAGUUCUGUGGCCCAUGUCUAAGGAAUAGGUACGGAGAGGAUGCCAAGGAAGCUCUUAAAGAUCCUGCUUGGAGCUGCCCUCCCUGUCGUGGAAUAUGCAACUGCAGUUUUUGCCGCAAGAAAAAUGGCCGUGGUGCAACUGGCAUUCUCAUCCACAUCGCCCGAGAGCAUGGUUUCCCUGAUGUGAACUCCUAUCUUAACAGUUUCAAGAAAAACUGAAGAAAGAGAGAGCAAUAUUGACCAGCAGUGGACAGCUAUAUUCUAGUGGACAGUGUUGACCAGUUGUGGACAUUAAAUGGAGACACAGCAGAAGGCCACAGACGGAAGAGGAAAUUUUUCACCAUGGAUAUCAACCUUUCAUAAAUGACUAAUACAGUCCUUAAAAACUUAACAAAAACAGGAUAAAGAUUUCAGGGCAGGGAAAGGUGUACGUGUACUGUCAGACUGUUAUGUCUGUGUUGGUGANAUGUAUAUAUGUGUGUGAGUGUGUGUGUGUGUG
Molecule: messenger RNA, 722 nt
Organism: Lingula anatina
Lineage: Eukaryota; Metazoa; Brachiopoda; Lingulata; Lingulida; Lingulidae
Product: cell division cycle-associated protein 7
Biological process (GO): regulation of DNA-templated transcription
Cellular component (GO): nucleus
Source: RefSeq, a predicted model, not a curated record